AUUAUAUUCUUAAAAUCCUAUUAGCAAAUAUGGCGGUUGUCGAUAUAAUUGAUGGGUGCUUACCGCAGGAGCUAAAAAUUGAGAUCUUGCUUCGAUUACCGGUAAAAUCAUUGGUAAAUUUUAAAUUAGUGUGUAAAUCUUGGAAUUCCCUAAUCUCCAGCCCCGAUUUCAUAAAAUUCCAUACACACAAUUCAAAAAACAACCCGCCCAUAACCUUGUUAUACAAUUAUAACCUACAAGUACUUAAUUCUGUAUCCCUUCGUAAAAGGGACGACAAUCUAAACCCUACUGUGUUACCCGUAAACCCUCCUCUCCAUGACUAUGUACUAAAAGGACACCUUAUUGGAUCAUGUGACGGCCUUAUAUGCACGUAUCGGCACCUAGGCCUGGAACAAACCUGUAUCUACAUCUCUAACCCUCUCACCAAAGAAACGAAGGAAAUUUCAACCCCAUACCAUAUACCACCCGGUCGUGGUUGUCUCAAUAUUAAAAGUGUUUCAUGGUUCGGGUUCGUUCCCUCGAUCAAUGACUACAUGAUUUGGUUAGUAAUUGACAACCCAAUUCCAAAGCCAAUAGUUCAUGUAUACUCAAUGAGGGAUGAUAAAUGGAGAAAAUUAGAUACUAGUGCUUUUAAAAUCAUUGGGUUAAUGUUAUGGGGUACGAAUGCGGUUGUAAAGAAUGAGACAUUGUAUUGUUGGUUUGGCACCUUUUACAAGGACUUCAUGGUUAAAUAUGAUUUAGUACAAGACAUUAUGGAAGUUGUGCCAAUUAGUUUGAAUGAUAAACAAGGUUUAAUUUGGUAUAAUGAACCAAUCAUUGGUAUCCUUCAAGACUCAAGUGUAUGCAUUUGUAAGGUUGAUCCUUUUCACAUGAUGGAUGUUUGGAAGUUAGAUCAAUAUAGCAACUCGAAUUCUUGGAACAAAUUGUUUAGCCUUAAUGUGGCUACAUCAUCGCCUCUUAGAUCUAGAUCGCGCUUUUAUUUCCUUUUGGGAUUUACAUCUAGUGGGGGUAUUUUGGUAAGAUCAUCUUCUUCUGAUUGUUAUCCUAUCGUUGAUCUUACCAAGGUUACUAACGAGCUCUUGCUAAUUGACCCGAAUCAAAAUUCACAUAGUCCAAUGCAACUAGGAAGAAUAGAGAAUGUUCUUUACAUGUUGGAUUACGUGGAGAGUCUUGUUUCUCCUUUUUCAUUGCUUUUUUAAAUUAGACAAGCCUUGGAAUUGUAUUAUUCGAUCUUGUUGUUAUGUUAUUUUCUUUUUUAGAAUCAAAGUUCAAAUUAGAGGAACGAUUUCUCUUUGUAUUUUAUCAUUUUGAUAAUCUAGAUUUUGACCAUUGUUUUAAAUUACAUAAUUAUAUGUAGG
Molecule: messenger RNA, 1358 nt
Organism: Spinacia oleracea (spinach)
Lineage: Eukaryota; Viridiplantae; Streptophyta; Magnoliopsida; Caryophyllales; Amaranthaceae
Product: F-box/kelch-repeat protein At3g23880-like
Exons: 1
Coding region: 30-1199 (389 amino acids)
Molecular function (GO): protein binding
Source: RefSeq, a predicted model, not a curated record